GUACGAUGUGUAAUUAUUGGAUAAGACUCUUUGUGUCGCUGUCUACCAAUGAAGAAUUGAAAAAUGAAGACAUCCUUCAGUCCUUCCGCAGCCCCGUACACACGCUGAGGAAGGAAGAGAAGGGAAAGCCAGCACCAGAUUGCGGUUGCAUCUCAGCCAUCUUUGAUCUCCUUUUAUUCGAGUCAUUCUACGCUGGGAGGGCAUGUUAUUUAUCAAUCAUUGUCCCUUGGACUUUGCACCAAGUCAAGAAGCUCUGAUCGAUAUAUACAUUUUAUUACUAUUUGCGACUGAGUUCGAAUGAGAGGACGUCUUUACACAGAUAAUGCAAACGUCGUUUUCCAUUAUCUUGCUUUACGUCUGGGAUUUUGUUUCUGCCCAGAUUCAUUACUCAAUUCCAGAAGAAUUAGAAGACGGCGCUUUCGUUGGGAAUAUUGCUAACGAUAUUGGAUUAAAUGCGAGAGAACUGUCUAUCCGCAGGUUUCGGAUCAUGUCAGCUGCAAAGAAGAGGUAUUUCGAAGUUAAUUUAAAGAAUGGUAUUUUGUUUGUUAAUGACAAAAUUGACAGGGAGCAGCUCUGCGGCCAAACUCUUACGUGCUUGCAAAAUAUCGAGAUUGUUACAGAAACACCAUUAAGACUGUACCGUGCUGAGGUUGAAAUACAAGAUAUCAAUGACAAUUCCCCCAGUUUUCCGCAGGAUGCGCUACGUUUGGAGAUUCUUGAGUCAACACCUCCGGGAACUCGCUUUCCACUACAGAGCGCGCAUGACCCCGAUGUCGGUACAAACUCUGUUCACACUUAUAACCUCAGUCCAAAUGAUCACUUCACGCUGAAUGUUCAAAACAGCAGUGAUGGAACUAAGAGUGUAUUUUUGGUGCUGGAUAAAUUAUUGGAUAGAGAAAAACAAGCUCUACACACUUUACUUCUUAGUGCCUUAGAUGGCGGGAUUCCAACACGAUCUGGUAAUGCCCAAAUUAUUAUCGCUGUACUUGAUGCCAAUGACAAUCUGCCUGUAUUUGAUCAGUCUGUUUAUUGGGUGAAAGUGAUUGAAAAUGUAAUCGCUAAUACAUUAGUUAUUAACCUUAAUGCUACUGAUUUGGAUGAAGGCACAAAUGCAGAAAUAAUUUACUCUUUUAGCAGUUACACUCCAGACAAAUUGUAUGAACUGUUUAGUAUAGAACCUCAUACAGGAAAAAUCACAGUUAAUGGAGUAUUGGAUUAUGAAGAAGCCAACGUCUACGAGAUUAACGUGCAAGCCAGAGACCAGGGUCCUAAUUCUGUUCCUGCAUAUUGCAAAGUUGUAGUGGAGAUUGUCGACGUGAAUGACGUCAUACCUGAGCUGACGCUGAUGUCAUUAUCCAGCUCCAUAACUGAAAAUGCUACGAUAGGAACGAUGAUAGCUCUAAUCAGCGUAGCGGAUCCGGAAUCUGGAGAAAAUGGCAAAAUUAGUUGUUAUGUUCCCAAUAACCUUCCAUUCCGGUUGAAACCGUCUUUCAAGAACUCUUACAUGUUGGUUAUUCGUGCAUUAUUGGAUAGAGAAACUGUUCCUCAAUACACAAUUAAUGUCACUUGUUCAGAUGCUGGAUCGCCUCGUCUCUUCACCAACAAAAUCAUUGUACUGGCGAUCUCUGACAUUAACGACAAUGCACCACACUUCACAAAGUCAACGUAUACAGCCUAUAUAUUGGAAAACAAUACGCCCGGAGCAAUAAUCUGCUCGGUUACGGCUUUUGAUUCUGACCUCGGUCAAAACUCUGACAUUUCUUACUCUAUUAUGGCGAGUCAGAUUCAAGGCGUGCCUAUCGAGUCCUUUGUAUCAAUUAAUUCAGAAAAUGGAGAAAUAUUUUCACAGCGUUCAUUUGAUUAUGAGCAAUUUAAGAACUUUCAAAUCCUCGUCCAAGCUCGAGACGCUGGAACCCCAUCCCUCAGUAGUAAUGUUAUUGUAAACGUUGUAAUCCUCGACCAAAACGACAACUCUCCUGUUGUCGUAUCUUCCCUGUCAAAAAAUGGAACUUACGUAAUGAUGCCUCGAUCAGCAAAUCCAGGUUACCUGGUGACAAAAGUGACUGCAGUUGAUGCUGAUUCUGGACAGAAUGCCAGAUUGAUUUACCAAUUGAUCCAAUCUACUGAUAGAACUCUUUUUACUGUUGCACGCAAUUCGGGAGAAAUCAGAACCAUGCGACUCUUUGAAGACAGAGACUCAACUACACAAGUGCUCAUAAUCUUGGUAAAGGACAAUGGUCAUCCUUCCCUCUCCACUACUGUCACAGCUACAUUGUCGCUGAUAGAUAAGACUGCUGCAAUUAUGUCAGAUGUUAGCAAUCAACCCCAAGAUAUUGAGCAAUCGACGGAUUUCGCCAUCUAUAUAAUAAUAUCCCUAGGUACUGUCUCAUUCAUCCUUUUUUUGAUAAUAAUUGCGCUCGUUACCACAAUGUGCCACAAUAGCAAUGAUCACAUCGACGAUUGUUCUCUGAUGAAUUGUUGUUUUGGACGUGAGAUUAGAAACAAUACAUCGAAGCAGUCUCAUGCAAAUCCUCGGAUGGCGCCCAACGUUCAACCAACUACAAAUGUUAUGGAAGUUCGUGGUACUGGGUCACUCUCUGAGACGUAUUGCCUGAUUCGUCCAACAACUGAACGCGAGAAUGGGAACUGCAUACUUCUCACGCCUUUCGGUUCUGCAACACGUCGAAGCAAUAUCAAGAAUACUGACGUGCAUUUCUCAGAAUACAAUCAGCAAACAAAACCAAAGCCGAAUAUUAUCAGUGAGUUUUAUUCGUUUGCCUUCUGGAAGAACCUAACUACGUCCCUAUGAAUUUUCCUGCGAGUUAACUCCUUCCGUUGCUACGUUCAACAAACAAAACAACCUACGUUUGAAUAAAACUUCCCAUGGCAACAGAUUUCAUUUGAUGGAUUUCUGGAAAGGUGGUGGCAUUUUCAUUCAUUGCUGGUGCU
Messenger RNA from Chiloscyllium plagiosum (whitespotted bambooshark), 2949 nucleotides. Lineage: Eukaryota; Metazoa; Chordata; Chondrichthyes; Orectolobiformes; Hemiscylliidae. The record is from RefSeq and is a predicted model, not a curated record.